AUGAGUAGUCUCGAAACCGCUUUGUUUGCAACCUUUUGGAACGACAUCUUGGAGCGAUUCAACGCUACAAACAAGAUGUUGCAAGACCCGAAAAUGAUUCUUGAAUCGGCAACGCGUACACUAGAAUCACUGAAAUUAUACGUGGAAUCCAAAAGAAACGAUUUUGAUAAAUAUGAAGAAGCAGCCAAAAAAAUAUCUCAUACCGAUCAAUACAUACAAUCACGCACCAGAACGAGAAAUGUGAGGUUGAAUCCGCUCGAUUACGGGAAAGCACAAGACGCAAACCUGUCACCCAAGGAGAAAUACAAAGUAUCUGCCUUCAUACCAGUAAUUGACCAGCUAUGUGUUUCUCUUACUGAAAGAUUGUAUGCCUAUGAAGCUGUACGUUCGAGAUUUGGAUUUCUUAAUCACAUUGAGAAGAUGGAUGUUGAAAAUUUAUACGCUGAAGCAGAGGCAUAG
This is a messenger RNA of Macrosiphum euphorbiae (potato aphid), 459 nucleotides long. The record is from the annotation of a GenBank genome assembly. Lineage: Eukaryota; Metazoa; Arthropoda; Insecta; Hemiptera; Aphididae.